UGGACGAGGAGGAGGAGGAGGAAGAGGAGAUGGGUCUGGAGUGGGACGGCGAGGAGGAGACCCAAGCGCUGCCGCCAGCCCCGGGCCGUACACCAGGCGGGAGCGGUAGCGGCGUCGGGGCGGCCCCGGGGGGAGCCGCGGUGGUUGCCCCGGGGGGAGGUGGAGGAGGUGGCCCCGGGGGGGCGGCGGAGGACGCGGAGCUGGAAGCGGCCCUGCUGCUGCAGCGGCCGGAGCGGGCGCGGCUGAGCGAGAACACGCGGCUGGCCACCCGCUACGCCGUGCGCAUCUUCCGCGAGUACCUGAGCGAGAAGGCGCAGAGCCCCGACUUCGAGACCAUGGACAAGGGAGCGCUCUGCCGCGUCCUGCGCUCCUUCUACGCCGAGGCGCGCUCCAAGAGCGGACAGCUCUACUCCAAGUCCUCCCUCAUCAGCAUCCGCAGCUCCCUCAACCGCUACCUCAACGAGCCGCCCUACUGCCGCACCCUCGACCUCACCAAGGACCCCGAGCUGCGCGCUGCCAACCUCACCUUGGCCGCCGUCAUCCGCAAGCUGGAGGAGCAGGGCGCGGGGCCGGUGGUGCAGAAGCAGGCCAUCACCCGCGCCGACCUCCGCAAGCUCUACACCUGCAGCGUCUUCAGCACCCAGAGCCCCUUCGGGCUCCUCAACAAGGUCUGGUUCGAGACCUGCAUGUACUUCUGCACCCGGGGCCGGGAGAACCAGCGGGAGCUGGAGGAGGACUCCUUUGGGCUGGCCGUGGAUGAGGAUGGGCGCAAGUUUGUCUACUUCAAGGCGCUGGGGCCCUACCACAAGUCGCGCUCGUCCUCCUGGAGCAAGAAGCGGGCGGAGAGCAGCGAUGAGGAGAACCUGCCCCGCAUGUAUGAGACUGGCACCGAGUUCUGCCCCUACGCCAGCUUCGUCAAGUACCUCUCCAAGCGCAACCCUCUCUGCAAGGCCUUCUUCCAGCGCCCGCGGGACCACUGCAGCGAGGGUGACAUCACCUGGUACGAGAACAAGGCCAUCGGCAAGAACCUCUUGGGCACCCGCAUGCAGAUGCUCUCCAAGGCCGCCAAGCUCUCCAAGACCUACACCAACCACUGCAUCGGUGCCGUCUCCAUCGCCACCCUCAACAGCAUCGCCGGCAUCGGCACCAAGCUGGGAGGGCCACAGCCGCCACACCACCACCCCUCUCCCCACCACCACCACCACCACCACCUCCUCCACCACCCCGCCGGCGGGGGCUGCUACACCCCUGCCGCCCUCAACGGCGGGCCACGGCCACGGCUGCCCGCCGCCAACCCCUACGUGCUGCCCAAAGACGGUGACGCCGUGCCGGUGAAGGCAGAAGCGGCCGCAGUGGCCCCGGCCAAGCGAGCCCUCUAUGAGGCGGUGUUCCCGGCGGGGGCUGCGGCCGGUGGUGAUGCUUGUGGGCCUUCUGCCUCCCCCAAAAGACUCUGCCGCCGCCCUGCCGAGCCCCUGGACACUGCCGUGCCCGCCGUGGUGGUGGUCUCAGUGAAACACGACCCCCUGCCUCACCUCCUCCCCGAAGCCAAUGGGCACAGAAGCACCACCUCACCCACAGUAGUUUCACCUGCUAUUGUUUCCCCCACACAGGACAGUCGGCCCAAUAUGUCAAGACCUCUGAUCACUAGAUCCCCUGCAUCUCCAUUGAACAAUCAAGGCAUCCCCACUCCAGCCCAGCUCACAAAAUCCAACGCACCCGUUCACAUUGACGUGGGUGGGCACAUGUACACCAGCAGCUUGGCCACGCUUACCAAAUACCCUGACUCCAGAAUCGGGCGGCUCUUCGACGGCACGGAGCCCAUCGUCCUCGACAGCCUCAAGCAGCACUAUUUCAUCGACAGAGACGGGCAGAUGUUCAGAUACAUCCUGAAUUUCCUAAGGACAUCAAAACUCCUCAUUCCUGAUGAUUUCAAGGACUACAGUUUGCUAUAUGAAGAAGCGAAGUACUUCCAGCUGCAGCCCAUGCUAGGAGAGAUGGAGAGGUGGAAACAGGACCGGGAGAGUGGUCGCUUCUCCAAGUCUUGUGAGUGCCUGGUGGUGCGAGUGGCCCCAGACCUCGGCGAGAGGAUCACCCUGAGCGGGGACAAGUCGCUGAUAGAGGAGGUGUUCCCGGAGAUCGGGGACGUGAUGUGCAACUCGGUGAACGCCGGCUGGAACCACGACUCCACGCACGUCAUCCGCUUCCCGCUCAACGGCUACUGCCACCUCAACUCGGUCCAGGUACUUGAGAGGUUACAGCAAAGAGGGUUUGAGAUUGUUGGCUCCUGUGGAGGUGGGGUGGACUCUUCCCAGUUCAGUGAAUACGUACUGAGGCGAGAACUCAGACGGACGUCUCGCGCACCCUCCGUCAUUCGGAUAAAGCAAGAGCCUCUGGACUGAAAUGGACAUGUUUUCUUUAUGCAAAAAACAAAAACAAAACACCACCACAACAACCCAACAAAAAGAGAGGAAAAAAAAAAAGUACAAAAAAAAAAAAAAAGCUAAAAAAAAAAAAAAAACUAAGGGAAGGAAAGGAGAAAAAAAAAAAAAAAGAGGAGAAAGGGAGGAAAAAACAGAAAUAAAAAGACAAAAAGAAAAGGGGUGGGGUUGGGAACCACGUUUCACUUUGCAGUUUGGACUCCAAACAAGUCCUGGAAUGAAAAUUGAAUAAAAGACACAUUUCUAUCAAA
Molecule: messenger RNA, 2689 nt
Organism: Pogoniulus pusillus (Red-fronted tinkerbird)
Lineage: Eukaryota; Metazoa; Chordata; Aves; Piciformes; Lybiidae
Gene: KCTD1
Product: potassium channel tetramerization domain containing 1
Exons: 5
Coding region: 30-2399 (789 amino acids)
Biological process (GO): negative regulation of DNA-templated transcription; protein homooligomerization
Cellular component (GO): nucleus
Molecular function (GO): transcription factor binding; transcription corepressor activity
Source: RefSeq, a predicted model, not a curated record